CCCCAUUUCUACUACUUCUCCUCCUCCUCCUCCCCAUUCUCCUUCCUCCACUUAAUCGGCUCCAUACUCUCUCGAUCGCUGCUUUAAACAAUUGAAGUUCCUUUCUGAAUCCAAUACCAGAUUUUGGAUCUCAGAUCCAUCUUCAAGUUUGACUAUGGAGAGCUUGGCGCAACUGGAAGAGCUAUGUGAUAAGCUGUACAAUUCAAGGGACUCCGCUGAGCGCGCCCAUGCUGAGAACACCCUGAAAAUAUUCUCAGUCAACAUUGAUUACAUUUCUCAAUGCCAGUAUAUUCUGGACAAUGCCUUAUCGUCAUACGCGUUGAUGCUUGCCAGUACGAGUUUGAUGAAUCAAAUCACCGAGCACAGCCUCUCUUUGCAGCUUCGUCUUGACAUCAGGAAUUAUCUAGUUAACUAUUUGGCCACCCGAGGACCGAAUUUGGAGCAUUACGUUAUCUCGUCUCUAAUUAGGCUCCUGUGUCGACUCACAAAAUUUGGAUGGUUUGAUGACGAUAGAUUCAGAGAAUUGGUUACGGAGUCCACAAGCUUCUUGAGCCAGGCAACUUCAGAUCACUAUGCUAUUGGGUUGAAGAUACUGAAUCAACUAGUAACCGAGAUGAAUGUGAGCACUUCAGGUUUGCCAUCAACUCAUCAUCGAAGAGUUGCUUGCUCAUUUAGGGAUCAAUCACUGUUCCAAAUAUUCCAAAUAUCUCUAACAUCUCUGCACCAACUGAAGAAUGAUGGUAUUGUAAGCGAAUUGCAAGAGCUAGCAGUUUCACUUUCGCUUCAAUGCUUGUCUUUUGAUUUUGUUGGGACGUCCAGCGAUGAGAGCUCAGAAGAGUUUGGUACUGUCCAGAUUCCUUCAUCUUGGAAGCCAGUUUUAGAAGAUCCUUCGACAUUGCAAAUAUUCUUCGAUUACUAUGGGAUUAUGAUCACAAGGCCAAAUCUUUCAAAGCAGGCGCUGGAUUGCUUGGUUCGGCUGGCUUCAGUUAGACGCUCUUUGUUCACGAAUGAUGCUGCCCGUUCUAGGUUCUUGGCACAUUUAAUGACAGGAACUAAGGAAAUCUUACAAACAGGGAAAGGCCUUUCUGAACAUGACAAUUACCAUGAAUAUUGUCGCCUUCUUGGGCGGUUCAAAGUAAAUUAUCAGCUGUCAGAGCUGGUGAAUGUGGAAGGCUACAGUGAAUGGAUACAGUUGGUGGCGGAGUUCACUUUGAAGUCUUUACAGUCAUGGCAGUGGGCCAGCAGCAGUGUGUACUAUCUUUUAGGUUUGUGGUCGAGAUUAGUAACAUCUGUGCCAUAUCUGAAAGGCGAUGCUCCAAGUUUGCUUGACGAAUUUGUGCCUAAAAUUACCGAAGGCUUUAUUACAUCAAGAUUUAAUUCCUUACAGGAUGGGUUGCAGGAUGAUUCUUCUGAUAAUAUGUUGGACAAUGUCGAACUUCUUCAGGAUCAGCUAGAUUGCUUUCCUUACCUGUGCAGAUUCCAGUAUGAGAGAAGUGGUUCUUAUAUAAUAAACACAAUGGAGCCUAUUCUCCAACAAUACACGGAAAGAGCUCGACUGCAGACCUCUAACAAUAAAGAACUUGCAGUUAUAGAGGCAAAACUAGCUUGGAUAGUACAUAUUAUCGCUGCUAUAAUGAAGAUAAAACAAUGUACAGGCUGUAGCACAGAGACUCAAGAAGUUCUUGAUGCAGAGCUUUCAGCUCGUGUUUUACAAUUAAUUAGUGUCACUGAUAGUGGACUGCAUAGCCAGAGAUACGGAGAGUUGAGUAAACAAAGACUGGACCGAGCAGUUCUGACGUUCUUCCAGCAUUUUCGUAAGUCUUAUGUGGGUGAUCAGGCUGUGCACUCAUCUAAGCAGCUGUAUGCCCGUCUAUCAGAGCUUGUUGGACUUCCUGACCAUCUUUUGGUAUUGAAUGUUAUUGUUGGGAAGAUUGCUACAAAUUUGAAGUGCUAUACUGAGAGUGAAGAAGUCAUUGAUCACACAUUGAGUUUGUUCCUUGAGCUGGCAUCUGGGUACAUGACUGGAAAGCUGCUUCUGAAGUUGGAUGCUGUUAAAUUCAUAAUUGCUAACCAUACUAGGGACAACUUUCCUUUCCUUGAGGAGUAUAGUUGUGCUCGUAGCAGAACAACUUUCUACUACAUUAUUGGCUGGUUGAUAUUCAUGGAAGACAGCCCUGUGAAAUUUAAGGCUUCUAUGGAGCCACUUUUGAAGGUUUUCCUCAAUCUGGAGUCGAUUCCUGAGCCAGUGUUUCGUACUGAUGUUGUAAGAUAUGCUUUGAUUGGCCUGAUGAGAGAUCUUAGAGGGAUUGCAAUGGCCACUAACAGUCGUAGAACAUAUGGAUUCUUAUUUGAUUGGCUAUAUCCUGCUCACUUACCCCUUCUCUUGAAAGGCAUCUCAAUUUGGGCAGAUACGCCGGAGGUUACCACUCCAAUUCUUAAGUUCAUGGCUGAGUUUGUUUUAAACAAGGCCCAACGGUUGACUUUUGAUUCAUCUUCUCCUAACGGCAUUCUUCUGUUCCGAGAAGUCAGCAAGUUGAUUGUUGCGUAUGGUACUAGAAUUCUUGCCCUUCCAAAUUCUACUGCUAGGGCCAUGUAUGACUACAAGUACAAGGGAAUAUGGAUUUGCUUAACUAUUCUCUCAAGAGCUCUUUCAGGAAACUAUGUCAACUUUGGUGUCUUUGAGCUGUAUGGUGAUAGAGCCCUUGCUGAUGUUCUUGAUAUAGUGCUAAAGAUGGCACUUUCAAUUCCUACGUCAGAAAUAUUUGCAUUUAAAAAGCUACAGAAGGCUUACUUUGGAUUUUUGGAAGUUCUUUUCUGCAGCCAUCUAUCUUUCAUACUCAAUCUUGACACCAAUACCUUCAUGCAUAUUGUCGGCUGUCUUGAAUCUGGUCUUAAAGGUCUUGAUAGCAACAUUUCAUCACAGUGUGCAUCUGCUGUCGAUAAUUUGGCUGCUUUCUAUUUCAACAACAUCACAAUGGGGGAGCCACCCCUGCUACCUGCUGCAGUCAAUCUUGCUCGGCACAUUGCAGAUUGCCCCAAUUUGUUUCCAGAAAUACUGAAGACCCUGUUUGAAAUUGUUUUAUUUGAGGACUGUGCCAACCAGUGGAGUCUUAGCAGACCUAUGUUGAGCUUGAUACUUAUCAAUGAGCAGUUAUUCUCUGAUUUGAAGGCUCAGAUUUUGGCAUCACAGCCAGUGGAUCAACACCAGCGGCUGUCUCUUUGUUUCGACAAACUUAUGGCUGAUGUUACGCGAAGCUUAGAUUCGAAGAACAAGGACAAGUUCACCCAAAACUUGACGGUGUUCAGGCACGAUCUCAAGAACAAAAAAUAAGUUGCAGUCUCCCAGUAUCCAUGCCUGUCAUGCUCAAGGCUAUACUUUAAAUUCCCAAAGAAAAGGGCCUUCCUUUAAAGUUGGAGUUGAUGGGGGGAUGAGAUCAGAUCGAAAGAUCCGUUGUUGGUCGGGGCAGUGUCCAUGUCUCGGAAGCUGCCUAAUAGCAUCAGGAUGAGCAUGGUGUAUGCAAAUUUUAUGCUGUACAGAUUCUCCUUUUAGGCUCCUUGAUGUUUUGUUUGUUGUUGGGGGUGGGUGUUGUUCCAUGGACCAUGAUGAUUAAAAGGAAAAGAGAAUGUUAGAUUUAUGUAGGGAUGAUUUUAGCUAGCUAGGGUUCAGGAGGAGGGAGGGAGGGUGGGUGUUUGGGGAAAGGGUUUGGUUGUUUUGCCCUUAGAUUUUAGACGAAGGGUAUGGUUUUGCAUACUGCUAGACAGCUAGAGUAACAAUUCUUUUAUAAACCCUAAUAGAAAAAUGGAAAUGAGUAGGGAAGAAAGAAAGAAAGGAUUGGGGUAUGGGGGUUUGUGGGUUGCAAGGGGUGUGGUUUGGCCUAUAAUUGACAGGAUUGGGAGAUGGGAUGCCUGUGGUUUGGAAUUGGGAGGAUGAGUUUGCCUCAACUCAGCUCAGGUAUAUUUUUUUGAAGGGUUCUCUCUAUGCCUGUAGUUAAUUAUUCUUUGUAUUAAUUAAUUAGUAGCUGAUGAUGCGAAGAAUGGAAAGCCUUCAUUUUCACUCGAGCUUUGAAUGCCUGGUUAUCUGGUCUUCAACUGGUUUGUGCUUGUCCUUUCAUGUUCGUUGCCUGGGACGGGAUGUAUGGCGCACAAAAACGAUAUUUGUAAUUUGAUUCCAUUUGACAGCACGUAGCUAGCUCAUGUGGAGGCUUGGCUUUAGAGAUUUCCCGAUCUGCUUGAUGCUGAGGGCCGGGCCGGGUUGGGUUAGUUUGUCUAUUGGGUUAGUUUAUUUUUACCCUAUAAAGGGU
Molecule: messenger RNA, 4301 nt
Organism: Linum tenue
Lineage: Eukaryota; Viridiplantae; Streptophyta; Magnoliopsida; Malpighiales; Linaceae
Source: the annotation of a GenBank genome assembly